CUACAGGGAUUGGCAAAAAUAAGAAGAAGCCUACUUGCGGAUCCUAUCCUAUCCUAGGAACAAACCAAAAUAAUAUCAGAAUAGAAGGUAAACCUCAUAAUUAAAAUUAAAUUUGUUAUAAACGUAUCCACAGAAAAGCUCACCAAACCUUAAAUGAGCGCUAAGGGCAAGUCGGAAGAUGUUCGCAGAACUGGAUCCAGUAAAGAUGGUGAUUGGAUUUGUCCGGAUAACGAAUGCAAAAAUUUGAAUUUUGCUCGUCGUAGCCAAUGUAACAGAUGCAGCCGCGAACGACCAUCCGAACAAUGUAACAGCAGUAGCAGUGGGAGCGGUGCUGAGUCUCAUCCUAGUUGUGGCAGCAAAAAAAAAGUAGGAAUCGAGAUAGGAAAGGUGGCUGCUGAAAAGUCUCGCGGUCUUUUCAGUGCUGAAGAUUGGCAAUGCAGCAAAUGUGCCAAUGUUAACUGGGCACGCCGCCAUACAUGCAACCUGUGUAGCGCACCGCGGUUUUGCGAAGUGGAGGAACGAACCGGUUACGGAGGAGGCUAUAACGACCGAGGGGUUGUAGAGUACAAAAAUCGCGAGGAAUCUGAUGAUGAUUAUGAUGAAUUUGGUCGCCGAAAAAAGAAAAAUAUAAGCAAUGAGCCUGGAUCCAUUAACACUGAUGUAGAUUUCUCGAAAAAAACAGUAAAAAAAUCUGCGAUCAAUGAGGAUGAAGACGACGACGAUGACGAUGAUGAUAAUGGCGAUCUUUCAAAAUAUGAUUUGUGGGGAACCGAUGCCGAAGACAACAAACCUGAUAACGCAGUAGAGACAAUUGCCACCAAGGGAAGAUAUUAUUCAUCAAGCUCGUCGUCUUUAAAUUCCCGGUCUAGAUCACGAAGUCCUCGUAGUUGCCGCAUUCGUGAUCGAAAACAGCAACACUUUUAUCGCAAGAAAUACAUACGAUCGAGAUCUCGCACACCUCCAGCCAACUCAUCUUCAUAUCGCCGUUGAAACGAAAUAAUCUAGGAAGUACAUUUUCAAGCAGCUCAGAUAGAGGUUAAUAAUUAACAUGUUCUUUCCGAAAAUUACAAUAAAUCGAUAAAAUUCCUAAUCCUAA
Molecule: messenger RNA, 1096 nt
Organism: Topomyia yanbarensis
Lineage: Eukaryota; Metazoa; Arthropoda; Insecta; Diptera; Culicidae
Product: zinc finger Ran-binding domain-containing protein 2-like
Exons: 4
Coding region: 154-990 (278 amino acids)
Biological process (GO): RNA processing
Molecular function (GO): lipopolysaccharide binding; RNA binding
Source: RefSeq, a predicted model, not a curated record